GCAGCAGUGAGGAGACAGAGUCAGGAAAUAGAGACGAUCAGGAGAGAAGGACGCGGGGAGGACGCUCCGACCGAAAAGCGGAUAAAUCUGAGAUUUUCACCGAGCAGAGGCUCUGAUUCGGAGUCACGAUGAACCUGUUCGUGGUGUUCGUCCUUCUGGGGACGGCGCUGACCGUAAACUGCGAAAAACACUCCCUCCAUUACAUCUACACGGCGCUCUCCAAACCUGUCGGCCUUCCGGGCAUCCACGAGUUCACAGCCAUGGGUUUGCUGGACGACAGGAUGAUCGACUACUUUGACAGCGAACAUCAGGCAAAGGUUCCCAGACAGGAGUGGAUGAGAGAGCGUUUACCUGCUGAUUACUGGGAUAAAGGCACACAGUCCCGCAAGAGCAAGCAGCAGUGGUUCAAGGUCAACAUCGGCAUCCUGAUGGAGCGAAUGAGACAGAAUGACUCUGCCAACCCUCAUGUUCUUCAGUGGAUGCACGGCUGUGAGGCUGAAACGAAUCCUGACGGCACGCUCAGGUUUGUCCGAGGCAUGGACAUGUACAACUACGACGGAAACGACUUCCUGUCCUUCGAUGAUAAAAACGGAGUCUGGGUCGCUCCGAUUCCGGAGGCAGAACUCACCAAGAGGAAGUGGGACGGCGUCCAGGUGCUGAAAGAGUACACCAAGGGAUACCUGGAGAACGAGUGCAUCGAUUGGCUGAGCAAGUUUGUGGGUUAUGAGGAUAAGCAGCUAAAAAAAGCCUCUCCACCUGACGUGUACGUGUUUGCAAAGACGGCCAAAGUGGACACAAACCUCAUCCUGACCUGCCUCGCCACAGGCUUCUACCCCAAAGACAUCAAAAUGAGGAUCAAGAGGAACGGACGUGUUCUGACUGUAGACGACGGCCUGAGGACCUCAGGAGUUCUUCCAAAUAACGAUGACACCUUCCAGAGACGAGACCAUGUGGAGAUUUUGAAGUCUGACCUGUCAAAGUUCAGCUGUGAAGUCGAUCAUGAUGCAUCCAAUGUGCAUGAAACCAAAUUUUGGGAUCACAAGGUCGGAGACCCAGAGCCUCCUGGUAACAUGGUUGGUACCAUUGGUGGAGUGAUAGGAGGCCUGCUCUUCCUGGUUGGUGUUGGUGUUGGUGUAGCUGUGUUUGUGGUGCUCCGACGUCGCAGAAACAAUGAUGACUCCAGGACUUCUACUCCACUGGGAAGUGUAUCAGUGGAAGUAGAUAAGAAGGCUGAUGCUAAAGAUGAGAAGGCUGAGGAAACCGAACCUCUCACAGGCAGUGACAAGUCCCUUGACAAAGUGUCUAACUCCAGCAGCGAUGACUCUGGUGUCUCUUCUGAUUCUGACAAACUCACUCAGGCCCAGGAGUGAUCCUGAAUCUUCAGCUACAUCAAGUUUCAUCACAGCACUUAAAGACUCGCAUGAACUAGAUUAUUGGCAUACAGGCUACAAGAGCAUAAUUUAAAAAAUAAAUAAAUAUAAUAAUGAUAAUAAUAAUAAAAUAUAAAUUGUUUAUUUUGCACUUUACAGAUUAAAAAUCUGAUGGAUCAGUGGUAUAAUGUGGUUCUUUAGCUUUCCAUGAAAUGGGUUUUAAAAGUGUUCAUGCUUCCUCAAUCUGAACAUUCAUGACAGCAAAAUUUAUAUGAGUCAGUUUUGAUCCAGUUUAAGGAACUACAGGAAACAAAAUUAAGUUUAAAACUGUUAGAGUAAAUCAUAAAUCUGAAAACAUGUUUGUAUAGAUUAAUAUUUGAAACAUUGUCACUGGUUUAUGCACCUAUGAGAAUAAAAUAAGAGACACAAACUUCA
Messenger RNA from Oreochromis aureus, 1805 nucleotides. RefSeq names its product class I histocompatibility antigen, F10 alpha chain-like. Lineage: Eukaryota; Metazoa; Chordata; Actinopteri; Cichliformes; Cichlidae. The record is from RefSeq and is a predicted model, not a curated record. The coding region runs from base 129 to 1370 and encodes 413 amino acids. The transcript has 9 exons. Gene Ontology annotation, biological process: immune response. Gene Ontology annotation, cellular component: external side of plasma membrane.